Hemibagrus wyckioides is the source of this 1634-nucleotide messenger RNA. It is a transcript of the gene stoml3b, whose product is annotated as stomatin (EPB72)-like 3b. The coding region runs from base 195 to 1007 and encodes 270 amino acids. Gene Ontology annotation, cellular component: plasma membrane. The record is from RefSeq and is a predicted model, not a curated record. The transcript has 8 exons. Lineage: Eukaryota; Metazoa; Chordata; Actinopteri; Siluriformes; Bagridae.
GCGAGAACCACUUCCCUCAGAGUCCUAAACAACUCUACUCCUACAAACCUCUAAAGGGAUUCCUUGCUGUAUGGAAAUGGAGGGUCGAGUAGAAAGAGGAACUGCAAGCAAGACAGACUUAAUUACAGGGACUAUCACUUCCCUCCACUCAGCAUGGAGAAAGUUGAUGGAACUGAAAUCUAACUACAGGAAAGAUGUUUAACCACAAAACAAAUAAAUGUGAGAGUAAACCAGGCCUUGGCUUUUGUGGAUGGAUCCUUGUUGCUCUGUCUACGUUUUUCACAGUGCUGUUGUUCCCGAUCACAAUUGGUAUUAGCCUCAAGAUUGUUAAGGAAUAUGAACGAGCUGUAAUAUUCAGACUUGGCCGCAUCACAGCUAGAAAGCCAAAGGGACCAGGUAUCUUCUUUAUCAUUCCCUGCACUGACAGCUUUGUAAAGGUGGACAUGAGAACAGUAUCAUUCGACAUUCCUCCUCAAGAGAUUCUGACAAAGGACUCGGUGACAGUAAGUGUGGACGGAGUGGUGUAUUUCCGGGUGAGUGAUCCCAUCGCCUCUGUGGCAAAUGUCACCAAUGCUGAUUACUCUACACGCCUGCUUGCCCAGACUACCCUAAGGAACGUUCUGGGCACCAAGAACCUAGCUGAGGUUUUGUCAGAUCGUGAGGGCAUCUCUCACAGUAUGCAGAUGACUUUGGAUGAUGCCACAGACUCUUGGGGCAUCAAGGUGGAGCGUGUGGAAAUAAAGGACGUGAAACUGCCUCAACAGCUUCAGAGGGCCAUGGCAGCCGAGGCUGAGGCAACCCGCGAGGCUAGAGCUAAGGUGAUCGCAGCAGAGGGAGAAAUGAACGCUUCACGUGCUCUGAAAGAGGCUUCACUGGUGAUCGCUGAGUCUCCAUCUGCUCUACAGCUCCGCUACCUGCAGACCCUCAACACCAUCGCUGCUGAGAAGAACUCCACCAUCAUCUUCCCACUGCCCAUAGACAUGAUGGGUCACUUUCUGAAAAAAUGAAAAUUGGAAAUAACUCCAGUCUCCCUCACAAAUAUGAACGUUUACUUUUCAGAGGACUAUGUAUUACUUUGACUUCCCUGGCAAAAGAUUUUAUAUCGUAAUGUACCAGGUGUCAUAUCAAUGCCAAAUUCGGCACCUGACUCCAUUUCCCAGAAUGCACCUCUGACUACAAAUGUGCUCCAUAAACUCCAACUCCUAGUUCACAUGCUCAAAUUCACCUGAAUACUCAUUGCACACACCUGACACAAUCGCCAUGAUACGCUAUUUAGGCGCGAUCACAGCACUAAGACUUUGUAAAAUAUUGGUUCAGCUCUGUUUGCUCCUCUGACAUAUCAUGCCUUUUGAUUUGCUCAUGUUUACUGUUUCUGGUUUUGACCCAUUUUUGUUUUCUCAUUUCACGAUUAUCAACCCACUGCUUGACACUGGACACUGUGAUUAAUAUCGGGCUGUGGAUUUGUUUGUUCGUGCCAGCCUUUAAUUAAAAGCAUUCACUCCAACUGUUGCUGUCUCAGUCUCCUGAGUUAGGGUCAGCAGGACUAUGUAUUUUUGCUGGAACUGUGUAGUGUUCUAUGAAAAAUGAUCCACAAACAGACAUAAAAAACCCAAUAAACAGUUUAAUUAUUUUAA